Gossypium raimondii (Peruvian cotton) is the source of this 1796-nucleotide messenger RNA. RefSeq lists its product as uncharacterized. NCBI's taxonomy places the organism in Eukaryota, Viridiplantae, Streptophyta, Magnoliopsida, Malvales, Malvaceae. The transcript is spliced from 2 exons. The record is from RefSeq and is a predicted model, not a curated record. The coding region runs from base 187 to 807 and encodes 206 amino acids.
AAACACGUUGCCAUUUUGAUUUUUUUUUUGGUUCAUCAUUGUCUUUAGCUUCCCUCCACAAAAUUCCCAAAUUCGAUUCCAAUUUCCCUUCCCCGUUCCACACCUUCAAUUCAAUUAUUCCCUAAAUCCCUAAAACUUUCCCCUUCCCAAUUUCAUUUCAAUUCAUUCCCUUUCUUUGUUUACCUAAUGGACCUCUCUUUAAUUUGCGACACGCUAACUGUAGCCACUUCCAAAGGCGUAGGGUUUGCCAAAUUCAUUCUCGAUCGCCACCAUCACAUCGCUGGAAACGGUUGCCUUUCCCUUUCCUCCGACUCAUCCCCCGAUAACGUUGGAAUUCUCCAUGUUAGCGCCGGAAUCGCCCCUGUUGACGCCGUUGCACCUCCUCCGACCAAGCCUAGUUCAUAUAAGACAUUACCUCGAACUCUCCUCCGCAGAAGGCGUCGCACCAAGCGUAAGUUAUACAGCGGGGAUGACUCAAACGACGGCGAGAUUUACGGAUUCAUCUUUGGUAGUGACGGCAACGAUGGGUAUGGUCCGUUUGGCGGUGGUGGCGGUGGUGGAGGGAGCAGUUGGGGCGGGAGUGGUUGGAAUUUUGGUGGGUUUGGAGGGCAAAAUUGGGACGAAUCUUCUUCGUCAUCUCCGUGGACCGCUAAUGCUAUGGACUUUGUGUAUGAGGUGAUUUGCUGGAUCGCGUUGUCGAAUUGCGUGCAUUUUGCGUUUAAGAAGGUGGUCAGAAUCGUGGCAAAUGGUAUUGAGGAAGCUGGGGACAGGGAGAAGGUUCCGAUGAGAUUGGUUUCAGUUUGCUGAUAUGGAGGUCAAUUGGGACUUGAAACUCUAUAUUAAUAGAACAGGAGGAAUAUUGUUGGAAGUCUUCUAGUCCUUUAUGACACGCUAUUGGAUUGCAUAUUAUGUUGGAGAUGAAUCUGGGUUCUCAGGAGGAAUAUUGUCGGUGCUUUAUACGUAACACUGCUGAAAAGCUGUUCUUAUUCUCAUGGUAUGAUAAUCUCAUAUGGUUAUAUAGUUAUCUCUGUGCCUAUGCCCUUUUUAUUUUUUUCCCUUUUAACAAAUAGUCUAAAAGUUCUCGUUUUGCAGUAAUGUGGUGUUCUUUUAAAUCUUAAAGUACAUUAGUUUCUAAUCCAGCAGAGAAAAUAGACUGGUUUAAGGCUGGUUGAGGAAAAGAAUCAGGCUUAAUCAACUUAAUCAUGAAGCUCAGCAACAAUGAAUGGGGUUGAAGCUGAGCGUUUGGUGUAAUUUUGUGGGGGAUUAAAGACGUAAAUCCAUAGAUAUGGAAAUCUGAAAUGUGCCUCUCAACAUGUAACUUGGGAGUUGUCGCAGUUUUGUGGGCGGUACGAAGCCUCAUUUUCCAUGAGGUGGUUUGGGUCUCUAAUCAGUUGAGAACAUGAACAAAGACGACAGUCAGGGGAGAGACGGAUGGUGUAUGCGCCUCUUUGAAUUGAAAUGACUACUCCUUUGGCCGAAGUUAGGUAGGGUGUUAUGGCUAUUUUGGGUCUUCUGCAAAAGUUAAUCAUCUAAUCUUACUGCAUAAAUAUGUUAAUAACUAUGUUUUAGCAACUCUAAUGCACAAUUAAAUUAGUACAACGCUCAAGAAAAAUCGGAUGAAAAUCGAAAAGAACUAGACAAUCCAUUCAUGACAUGCAUACGGUGUAGUUGACACACAUUGCAGUUGUAAAUUGUGGGAUUCAAACUUGGGUACUUUAAUAUUCGAGACUUCUACUUUUAAUCAACAAUACAAGGCCCAAUCAGAAAAAUUGAGAAUUUAAUUUUUAACUAUAAAA